AUGGUCAGCGUCCAUUCUUAUGCCGAUUCUCAAGAUGUUGCAGAUGCGGUUGCACGGUAUGUGAUUCAGAAUCAAAAUGCUGCUUUGGAGAAAAGCAACAAAUUCAGAAUUGCUAUUAGUGGUGGAUCUUUGGGCAAGGUCCUCAACAAAGGAUUGAUAGCCAACAAGAAGAACUUCUCUAAUGUCAAAUGGUCCAAAUGGGAGGUUUAUUUCAGCGAUGAGAGAUUGGUUCCCUUGGAUCACGAAGACUCCAAUUAUGGACUUUUCAACGAAAUGGUUCUCAAAUCAUUGAGAGAACAUAACGUUGAAUUACCCGAGGUUUUCACCAUCGACGAGUCCCUCCUUGCCGCUGACGGCUCCACAGAUGACAAAAUUGCCUCUGACUAUGAGGACAAGCUCCCUGAGGCAUUAGAUUUGAUUUUGCUUGGAUGCGGUCCUGAUGGGCAUACUUGCUCGCUUUUCCCAGGGCACAAGCUUUUGAGUGAGAAAAGCAGAAGAAUUGCCUACCUUCAAGACUCCCCAAAGCCACCACCAAGAAGAGUGACGUUUACAUUCCCUGUUUUGUUUAAUAGCAAAAACAUCGCUUUCGUUGCAGAGGGUGCAGGUAAAGCUCCGGUUCUCUCUCAGAUCUUUGAAGAAAAAGAUUCUGGUUUACCAUGUGAGCUCGUCAACAAGGGACCUGUUCCAGUAUCAUGGUUUGUCAACGAUCCUGCGGUUCAGGGCGUGCCUGUUACUCCUACUAAAUACUAA
Ogataea angusta is the source of this 750-nucleotide messenger RNA. RefSeq lists its product as uncharacterized. The transcript has a single exon. Bases 1 to 750 code for a protein of 249 amino acids. Gene Ontology annotation, biological process: carbohydrate metabolic process; pentose-phosphate shunt. The record is from RefSeq and is a predicted model, not a curated record. Lineage: Eukaryota; Fungi; Ascomycota; Pichiomycetes; Pichiales; Pichiaceae. Gene Ontology annotation, molecular function: 6-phosphogluconolactonase activity.